AAUCCAUCCAUGCACGUGUAGCAUAUGACAACCUUGAAGAGACUUCAAAACAGCUAACUAGCUUGUGUCUCACAGGAACCCGACUCUGCGAUGCCAGUAACAAGACUACUAUAUCCUCUCUACCAGCUGGGCAACCCUCAGCUGAGGAUCUUCAGACCCAAGUGGUUCCUGACCCUGGUGAGGCCGGGGACGGAGCUGCCUCCUGAUACUGCCCAGUUUCGCGUUCCAAUGGAAAUGACCAAGUAUGACAUAAAGAACUACCUGGAGAACAUCUAUAACGUCCCCGUGGGAGCAGUCCGCACAAGGAUACAGUAUGGCUCCAACAAGAAGAGGAAUCACCUAAACCAGAAGGUUAAGAAGCCUGACUACAAAGUAGCCUAUGUUCAGCUGGCCCAGGGCCAGGCGUUCACCUUCCCCGAUAUCUUCCCGGAAAAGGAGUCCAAGCCAGAGGAGGGUUCCGUGGAAGAAAUGCAGAACAAGUUCAUGGAGGAUGAGAAGCAGAGGCAGAAACCCGACCCCAGGAGAGGAGGGGUUACCGAGUGGUUCGGACUUUGAGACGGCCUUUUGACCGAGAACUCUAUUGGUUUAUAAUGCCAUAUUGUGAUGUCACUUCUAUUUCUGUAAGAAACGCAAGUAUGUAGUAAAGAAUGAGCUUCUGCGUGGGAGGCCAGCGACGUGUGUGUGUGUACGGUCGUACGUGUGUGUGUGCGCAUGUAUUUGUGUGUGUGUGUGUGUGAGAGAGAGAGAAAGAGAGUUUGCAGGGCUCCAGUCCAGUAACCGGAGCCAGAACAGAAUCACAGGAGGAGGAGAGUGGCCCUGCUCCAUCUUUCAUGAAAACAGCCCACCGUACAGACUCUGCAUCACCUCAGAUGACCUCUUCUUUUCCUUCCCCUUAUUCUUCCACCUCCUGGUUUUGCGUCUCACCUUUAGCACCUGUACUGUAGCAUCUCCCACUUUUCCCCUCAGAAUUUAGCUUUCUCCUCUCCUCUGUUCCCUCUCUUGUCCUUCCGUCUGCUUGUCCCUGUCCUGGCCCUCUUCCUCUGCCACACUGGGGAGCCCUACAGUGUCACGUCCCUACAAGCCCUGAAUCUUGGCCAGUUGGAUCGGCCUACAUGGGCAACCCACAUCCUUACCCCUUUUAUGAGUUUGCCUCAAAUUAAUUGACCACUUUAAGUAAACAACAAUUGAGAUGUUGUUUCAGAAAGCAGCGACAUGGAAUUUGCUCGAGUGUUUUAUUAUAUUGUGGCAGCAAAAGAGUGUUCAGUGUUGGUGUGCGUGCGUGUGUGAGUUUGACUAGGAUGCGGAGCUCUGCCAGUGAAUCGGUCGAACUGUAAGUGCUGUUGGAAUAAGAACUAAUAAACGGUCACUUGUCCAAAA
Messenger RNA from Solea senegalensis (Senegalese sole), 1377 nucleotides. RefSeq names its product mitochondrial ribosomal protein L23 (gene mrpl23). NCBI's taxonomy places the organism in Eukaryota, Metazoa, Chordata, Actinopteri, Pleuronectiformes, Soleidae. The transcript is spliced from 5 exons. Gene Ontology annotation, biological process: mitochondrial translation. The record is from RefSeq and is a predicted model, not a curated record. Gene Ontology annotation, cellular component: ribosome; mitochondrial large ribosomal subunit. Bases 91 to 555 code for a protein of 154 amino acids. Gene Ontology annotation, molecular function: structural constituent of ribosome.